Frieseomelitta varia is the source of this 1122-nucleotide messenger RNA. RefSeq lists its product as uncharacterized. Gene Ontology annotation, molecular function: olfactory receptor activity; odorant binding. The transcript has 6 exons. Lineage: Eukaryota; Metazoa; Arthropoda; Insecta; Hymenoptera; Apidae. The record is from RefSeq and is a predicted model, not a curated record. Gene Ontology annotation, cellular component: plasma membrane. Gene Ontology annotation, biological process: detection of chemical stimulus involved in sensory perception of smell; sensory perception of smell. Bases 1 to 1122 code for a protein of 373 amino acids.
AUGGGAAAACGAAUCGCGCCGGAGAGAGCGAUUUUGUUCACGAAACUCAGCGUUGCUCUGACGUGUUCCUGGCCACCUUCUCCCUUCGCCACCGAAACUCAACUUUUCUUAUUCAACGUAUUGUGGUGCACGGCGUUUGUUAGCUCCAUAGCGUUACUUUUACCGUUGAUGGCCGCGAUUUACGAAUACCGGACACAUCCAAUCGUUCUUGGAAAAACCGUGAGUCUUGCGUCGGCUGUUGCACAAGUGACGAUCAAGAUGAUGAUAUGUCGUUUCCAGCAAAAACGUUUCCAGCUUUUAUACUUCGAAAUGGAGAACUUUUGCAAACGUGCCACGAAAACGGAAAGAAUGGUGUUGGAACGAUACGUGGAGAAAUACAAAUACUUUCAUGGCGUUUAUAUACUGUGGUGCUUCCUAACCACGGCUUUUGUCAUAUGUGGCCCAUUGUACUCGUCCCAAACGUUUCCCACGGAUGCGAUAUAUCCGUUUUCACUGAAGUAUCAACCGCUGAAGAGUUUGAUUUUUUUUCAUCAAUCGUUGGUCGGUUUUCAAGCGUCGUCAGGCAUGGGCAUCGACAUUCAGGUGGCACUUCUUUUACGAUAUAUGACCGCCAGGUUCGAGCUUUUAGGAAUGCAAUUACGCAACGCGAGGUCCAACAGCGAGCUCAAUGCCUGCAUAAGAAAGCAUAUUGAACUUUUGAGGUAUAUGAAAGAAAUCCGACUAUGUGUGAAAUACUUAGUUUUGGCGACAAUGGCGACGACUACUAUCGCCGUGAUCUUCGGUAGCCUAAAUAUAAUCGCAAAUCAACCAUUAAUUUUGAAAGCUCUGUAUGCUAUUGUAGUCUUCAGCGCUGCCAUAGAAUUCUUCAUGUACGCUUGGCCAACAGAAAACUUAAUGAACAUGAAUAUGAAAAUUGGUUCUAUCGUUUACAACAUUGAUUGGUAUAACAGAAACAUCAGGAUGCAAAGGAACAUAUUCCUUACCAUUUUGAGAUCCCAAAGACUCGAGACUAUCAGGAUCAGUGGUAUCAUGACGAAACUAUCGUUAUCACAUUACGCGAAGUUCUUGUACGCGUCUAUCUCGUAUUUUAAUGCUCUUCGUAUUAUGAUCGGAAAUCCAUAG